Molecule: messenger RNA, 1561 nt
Organism: Antechinus flavipes (yellow-footed antechinus)
Lineage: Eukaryota; Metazoa; Chordata; Mammalia; Dasyuromorphia; Dasyuridae
Product: probable E3 ubiquitin-protein ligase TRIML1
Exons: 1
Coding region: 1-1383 (460 amino acids)
Molecular function (GO): zinc ion binding; protein binding
Source: RefSeq, a predicted model, not a curated record
AUGGAGGCUGCUGGGAAACUUCUGGAGGAAAUACAGAAUGACAUUACCUGUAGCAUCUGCAGGGGCUACUUCUCUAAGCCUGUCACCAUAGCAUGUGGGCACACUUUUUGCAGAGAAUGUGUCUCCUUGAGCUGGACAGUGGAAGCUUCAACUUCCUCCUGUCCUGAAUGCAGGCAAGAGUACCAGAAGAGGGAGAUCCCAGUAGUGAACAGGAGGCUAGCAGAGUUGACUGAGCUGGGCAAACAGUCCUCUUUCAGCCUUUUGCAGAGCACUCAAGGCCAGAGCCAAUGUGUCCCUCACAAAAAACCCUUAAAGCUCUUCUGUGAAGAUGAUCAAACUUUACUCUGUACAGCAUGUUGUGAAACCCCAGAGCAUGGGCCUCAUGAGAUCCUUCCUACAAAAGAAGCUGCUCACUAUUACAGGAAGAAGCUGCAGCGUGCGAGUCGCUUGAAGAAACAUUUCAAGGAAUAUAAUCAACUUCUUGAUCAGGAGGAGAACACUGACUGGCCCAUGAUGCUCAAAAUGCAAUACUACAAAAUCAGGAGAUUACACAACAUGAACAAGUUUGACUUUCUUCAAAGACUGUCUCAAGAGGAAAAUGCUAAUAAGGACAGAAUAAGACAGCAUAUGCAAACUCUUCAGAACCUCAUGGAAGAGCUGCAGGAAGUGGUCCAUCUCGAUCUGGAUAUGCUACACAAUGCCAAACAACUGCUGAGAAGGAGUGAGAUUGUGUUGUCCCAAAGCGCCAAAGCUGUCACCCCAGAAUUGAAAGAAUGCAUCCUUCCUGGCCUAAUAGAGUUGCUCAAGAAAUAUAAAGUGGAGCUCACAUUGGAUCCCAUAUCAGCUGACUCUUACAUGAUUGUUUCCGAGGAUCUCAGGAGCGUGAAGGCUGAAGGAGACUGGGAGGAGGAGAAGGAGCCACCUAAGGACUUACCUUUCCAUCGCGUCUUUGCUAAGCAGGUCUUCAGAUCAGGUAAACAGUACUGGGAGGUAGAUGUGACUCAACUACCUCAGUGGUCCCUGGGCAUCUAUGCUUCAGGCUUGGAGAUAAAGGAGGACAGACACUGUUCCCCUGUGUACCUGCUUCGCUGUGUCAAAAAGGAAGAAGAUUACUAUUUACAGACUUAUCCUAGAUUAUUGAACCAUCGAGUGAAAGACCCAAUGUGCAGGAUUGGGGUGUACCUAGAAAGUUGCGCUGGAAUUCUUGCCUUUUAUAAUGUUCUACAGAGAUCUCUCAUUUGCAGGUUCUACCCUAUUUCCUUUGUAGAGACUGUUAUUCCCUUCUUUUCACCUGGGCCGCCACUUCCAGGAACAAAGCCAGGACCCAUGACUCUCUGUUCAGUGGACUCUCAUAUUUGUAAUUGUUGCUACACAAGUCUCUGAGCAUUUCUUCAGGGAAGAAUUCUCAAGACACCCCCAGGCUCCAGAGCUGAAGACCUUCAAUUUCCAGCCCUUCCUUGCAAGAGAAUAAGUAUUACCUACUUAGUGAUGAAGAACAGACUCCAUUGUCAUCAACUGGAGACUUGACUUCUACCCUCUAAGCUGACUUGAAUUUUUUUCA